Solanum tuberosum (potato) is the source of this 991-nucleotide messenger RNA. RefSeq names its product secoisolariciresinol dehydrogenase-like. The transcript has 3 exons. Gene Ontology annotation, molecular function: oxidoreductase activity. The record is from RefSeq and is a predicted model, not a curated record. Bases 84 to 926 code for a protein of 280 amino acids. NCBI's taxonomy places the organism in Eukaryota, Viridiplantae, Streptophyta, Magnoliopsida, Solanales, Solanaceae.
AAGACAUUAAAACACUAACACAUCAAAGAGAUUCAAAAAAUACUUUGUGAAGUCAUUAUUUUCUUGAAUUUUGUCUUUAAAAAAUGGCAACCAAUAGCAAUUCAGUCUCUACAUCAGCCAAAAGGCUAGAUGGUAAAGUAGCAGUUAUUACUGGAGGUGCAAGUGGAAUUGGUGCUACUACUGCAAAAUUGUUUGUCAAAAAUGGUGCUAAAGUUGUAAUUCUUGAUGUUCAAGAUGAUCUUGGCCUUUCAUUUUGCGACGAAAUCGGGCUAGAACACAUCUCGUACGUCCAUUGCGAUGUCACUAUUGAAAAACAAGUAGAGGAGGCCAUAGAUUUUGUAGUGUCAAAGCAUGGAAAGAUUGAUAUAAUGUACAACAAUGCAGGCAUUACAGGAAGUAUAUCUUUAGGAAUUACUACAACGGACUACGAAAACCUGAAAAAAGUAUUUGACAUCAAUGUGUUUGGCGCCUUUCUAGGCGCCAAACACGCGGCUCGAGUGAUGAUCCCGGCUAAAAAAGGUGUCAUUCUCUUCACGGCGAGUGUGACAGCUGUUGUAGCCGGGAUGUCUUCACACACAUACGCGUCGUCUAAGCACGCGGUAAUCGGGCUAUCGAACAAUUUGUGCGUGGAAUUAGGACAAUAUGGUAUAAGAGUAAAUUGCAUUACACCACAUGUUGUGGCUACACCAAUGUUAACUAAUUUUGUUGGUGGAAUUGAUCAAAGUAAAGUAGAUGAAGCACUUACGAAAUCAGCUAAUUUGAAAGAAGCAAAAUUAGAAGCAGAAGAUGUUGCUGCUGCUGCUGUUUAUUUGGCAAGUGAUGAGUCUAAGUAUGUAAGUGGAUUAAACUUAAUGAUUGAUGGAGGUUAUAGCAAAACUAAUCCACUUUUUCCAAUGUGUAUUAGAGAGAUUCUUAGUGGCUUUUAAACAAGAUUUUGGGAUUUGUUGUCUUGUUAUCUAAUAAUGUGUUGAGGAUUUGAUUCGGUUUCCCA